AUGCUUACUACCGAACGUCUGAUUCUCCGCUCUUAUGUCGAGAGCGACCUCGAUGAUAUCCAUCGCCUCUGGAACGAUCCACUCGUUCAGCCCUUUAUCAUGAACGAUGCUGUCACUCUUCUUGGUCCAAAGUUCAAGGAGAAAAUAAGAGUUGCGAUGGACCAGGCAAACUUUGGUGCCGUAAUCGCGCUCAAGGAGACUGGGGAAUUCAUGGGUCAGGGAUUGAUCACUGUCUCCGAACCAAAGAAUCGCGAUGGCACAUUUGGGAUCUGUUUACUUCCAAAAUUUUGGAGUAAUGGAUAUGGAACCGAGGCGACAAAGUUCAUGAUCGAUUUUUCGUUCAAGUGGUUCGGUCUGAACAGAAUGUCCCUCGGGGUCUUUGCAAAUAAUCCACGAGCAAUUGCUGUCUAUGAAAAAGUUGGGUUCGUUAUAGAGGGUAGGAAGCGCCAGGCAGUGUGGAUGGAUAAUCACUGGGAAGAUCUUUUGACGAUGGGCAUCUUGCGAGACGAAUGGCAAGGGCAACGUUGA
Molecule: messenger RNA, 528 nt
Organism: Suillus discolor
Lineage: Eukaryota; Fungi; Basidiomycota; Agaricomycetes; Boletales; Suillaceae
Product: acyl-CoA N-acyltransferase
Exons: 2
Coding region: 1-528 (175 amino acids)
Molecular function (GO): acyltransferase activity, transferring groups other than amino-acyl groups
Source: RefSeq, a predicted model, not a curated record